Messenger RNA from Aspergillus pseudoviridinutans, 840 nucleotides. Its product is annotated as SRPBCC domain-containing protein. The record is from RefSeq and is a predicted model, not a curated record. Bases 1 to 840 code for a protein of 279 amino acids. NCBI's taxonomy places the organism in Eukaryota, Fungi, Ascomycota, Eurotiomycetes, Eurotiales, Aspergillaceae. The transcript is spliced from 3 exons.
AUGACAUCUACAUCUACAUCCCCACCUCUCUGCUCCAACUCGACUCCCAACAUCUCCGCGUCCGACGCCGUCCUCCACCUCAGCAGUGCUACACACAUCGACGCACCCUCACAAGAUGUCUGGAACGCCCUAAUUGACACCUCCACCUGGCCAACAUGGAAUACCUUCGUACCCCGAGUCACCAUCCGCGAACAACCAGACUCCCCUGAUGCCUCCCCGGACUCCCUCUCGCCGAUCCUACAAAAGGGAACCAAAAUGACCUUCCACGUACACAUGGAUCCCUCGUCGACUAAACCGCAAAAGGCAAACGAUACCCAGCUUGCGAUCGUCGAGUUUGAGCCACCGAACCCCAGCGCCAAAAAACCAGGGCGGAUUGUGUGGGCCAGUGACCCCAAUGCCAAGGGCGGAUUUCCUGCGUCGCUGCUGACGGCAGAAAGGGUACAUGAGAUUGUGGAGAUAGAGGUUCCAGGGGAAGAUGGGCAGAUGAGGCGGGGGACUGAGGUGCGCAAUUGGGAAGCCCAGGUUGGGUAUUUGGUGUAUAUUGUGCGGUGGAUGUUUGGGGGCCGGUUGAAGGAGAAUUUUGAGAUUUGGGUACGGGAUUUGAAAGGUGAGGCAAAUGGUGAUCGACAGACGGCUGACAUGCAGGACAUGAUCAAGAGACCGGGGAAUGUUGAAUAUUUGCAUCAGCUGUUCCAGGUUUACCACUUGCUUGGGUAUCUUGAUGCUGCUCGGCUAAACGAUGAUGCAGUGGAACUACGGCCCAAGAAAACAAACAUAUUUCCUGCGGAUGUUCGCGUAACAGAAACCGACUUCAGGGAAGCUGGUGUGAUGAUUCCUUGA